Candida albicans SC5314 is the source of this 2226-nucleotide messenger RNA. It is a transcript of the gene PGA60, whose product is annotated as Pga60p. The record is from RefSeq and is a predicted model, not a curated record. The transcript has a single exon. NCBI's taxonomy places the organism in Eukaryota, Fungi, Ascomycota, Pichiomycetes, Serinales, Debaryomycetaceae. The coding region runs from base 1 to 2226 and encodes 741 amino acids.
AUGAAAACGAUUUCAAUUCUAGCUUUUUUGGUAUUAGCUAGAUUAAUUGAAGCCAAUGAUUUAUUCCAAGUUAAAACCAUUAUAGAUUAUCAAGAUUUGUACCUUCAUAUUAAUCCAAAUAAUUUUCAAGUUAAAUUAAGUCAUUCAUCUACUGAUGUUUUCGAAUUUGAUGAAAGUUCCAAUAAAUUGUUUUGUGCUGGUACAAAUGAUAUAAUUACUUAUAAUAAAGAGAAUUGUCCUUAUCUUAUGAAAUUUGCUGAUGAGUCACUGUCCUCAGUUUUAGGUUGGUCAUUGGAUAGACAAACACUUAGAUUUGAUCAUGAUUUGUACUUUUGUGGUACCAAACCGCCCUAUUCCCUUUUAGCUGAUCCAUCGGGUUCUGCAAAUUGCAGGAAAUUAAACAUCUUUAGGACAGUCUUAGAACCCAAAGUAGAAAAAGAAGAAGAGGAAGAAGAAUACGAUGGUGAAGAAGAUGACGACGAUGAAUCUUUAACGGAAUUUGAAUCCUCGACUGACUUUCCAACAAUGACUGACGAAUCAACGGAAGUUGAGCCCUCAACUACAACUGAGUCUGCAAUUUCAACAACCGAGACUUCAAAAGAUGAAGAAUCUUCAACAACAGUUGAGUCUACAACAACGCCAAAGACCACAACAACCACGUCAGCUGACUCUGUAACAACAACUUCUAAAUCAAAUGAGUCAUUAACUACAACUGAAUCAAAUGAAUCAUCAACUACAACUGAAUCAAAGGACUCCUCUACGACAACUGACGAGUCUACACCAGAAUCAUCCACUACUGAAACUGAUAAGACAGAAACAACAAUUGAAGAACAAGAGGAAGAAAGUACCACAUCUUCUCAAUCUGAAGAAACCGAAGGACCAUCAGGAGGAAAUGUCGAUUCCACAGUCGCAAUGGUCAUAUCAGCAAUGUUUCAAGGUGAUAGAGUUUAUUUUUAUUCCGAUGACAAAUAUAUCACUCUUUUGAAUGGUGAUUUGGCAACAUUUAAAAUUGACGAUGGGUAUUUACAAGUUAACAAUAACAAAUGGGUUAAUGUUAAUAUUGAAAGAUUAUUAGAAUUAGUUGAUAAUCAAGAAGAUGCCACUCAAGGUUGGAUUAUUAAUGAUGAAGGUAUAUUUUUGGUACAAGAUGGAUUUUAUUCAGAUAGUGUUAGCUUUAGUGCUUGUGGUCAUGAUUCAGGGUAUCGAGUUUAUUUAGGUGAGGAAAAUGGUUGUGAACCUUUAAAUCAAUUUAGAAUUAUGAAUAUUGAAGAAGAUGAAAUUGAUGAAACUGAGACGACGGAAUCUACUAAGACGACAGAAACUACUAAAACGACCGGUCCUGCUGAGACAACUGACCUGGCCGAAUCGACUGAUGAUCUGAAUGAGUCGAGUGCACCACCACCAACUGAAGAUCCUAGUGAUAUUCCAAGUGCUACUACUACUGAUGAAGCCACUGUUGAUCCAUCUGAUGAACAGUCUAUUGCUCCAACUAGCGAGCCAAUUGAUGAAUCAACUGAAUCUGAAGAGCCUAAUGAGUCUGUAACAGUGACUGGUGAUACCACCACAGAUACUUCUGAACAAGGAUUGACAACAUUCACUACAGAGACCACCGCUACUGUUACUGAUUGUGAGGAUGGUGAUGAUUCAUGUACACCAAGAACUACGAUUCGUAGUACCGUUAUCACCACCCAUUGUCCAAUCGUCACCAAGACUGAAGUUGAAACAAUUGUUACUGAUUUAACAAUCACCCUUACUACAUGUAUUGAUGAGACUAUUUGCGAAGCUACAACUUUUGUUGUUUCAACUACUGUGGUUACUACUACCUUGACUACUCAUCUGGUGGUUACAGAAUAUGUUCUGAGUGCUCAUGAAGGUGAUGGUUCCUCUACUAUUGCUAAUGAAGAUAAACAUAAUGAUGCUAUUGUGACACCACAAGAAACCGUAGCUCCAGAUACCAAUAGUCCUGAUGCAGAUCAAGAACAACCUGAUUCAGUGGAACCAGAUAAUGAAACCACUGAUGCUCCAAUAAAUGUCGAAGAUGAUGCUACUGCUUUGAUUUCCGAUGAAGAUACUACAACUUCAACAAUCACAACUUUGAUUUAUAUCACCCAAUCAGGAGAUCAACCAAUUAAAACUCCUGUUCCAAUUUUUGAUAAUGCUGCUAAUUUGGCUGGUUCAAUCUCUCUUUCCAGUGGUGUCUUACUAUUGAUUUUAAUGUUGAUUUAA